AGAGAGAGAGAGGAAAGACAGAGUGAGAGGGAGAGCGAGAGAGAGCGAGAGAGAGAGAGGGAGCGAGAGAGAGAGAGAGAGAGAGGGAGUGCGAUCUGAUCAACAACAACACUGUUCUUCUCAGGAGCCGCGUUUACCGGAUCCAGCUCUUUCCUGCGGCCUCGGUGGAGAAGAGGCUACGAGGACUUUGUGUCCGUUACCGGCAAACAUUCUGUCGUGUGCCGUUCUUCAUACAUUCGUUGUGUUGAAUGCCAUUGCGGAAGUGAGAAGCUUCCCGUCACGACACAAAGCCUGGGCUGUGCGGACCUCUAGCGGCCAAUCGGGAGAGGUUCUCGAGAUGUACGGAGCGUCAGGUAUCCCGGAGCUCCUCCCGACCAGCGGGCCGGUCCGGCAGCCGGGUCCGGCGGGGCAGUACAGCCCGGGACACCCCCAGGUGAACGGCGACGGCGGCGGGGGCGGGUCCAACCCUCAGAGGCUCGGACAGAGGGCGCCCAAGCUCGGAAUGAUUGGUCGAACCAAGAAAGUGGACUUGGACGAUGAAGACUUGGAUGACAUCAUGAACAACAACGGGCAGUGUCCUGUAUCCAUGUCGCCCAUCUCUUAAACUUCACCAAGAAGUGCCAAGAAAAAAAGAAGAGAAAUCCCUCAGGAAGCCAAAACUCCCUGUCGGUGACCUCGGCCUUGACCCUGUCAUGUGUCCGACUGACGCUUCUGAUGGCUCAACCGGGCACAAAAAAAAUGCCUCAUUUAGCGGCAGCUGAAGCCUCGGCCCUGAUUGUACAUAGUGUUUAUUUAACUUACCUUUGGUCCGACUGUGAAUGGAUUGUAUUGCAUCGCUCUCUGCUCUGUGCCUUGGUAGGCAGUAGAUUAUCAGGACUUGAGGGAAGGAAGUGUCUAUAUUUUUCAGAGCUUCUUAACAAGGGCUACAUUUCUAAAGUUGCACUGAGCAAAUGUUUUGGUUGAAAAGCAGCUUCUCACCUGCCUGUUUUCUGGUGAGGGUUUCUGAGUCUGUGGGUUUGGCUGUGUGAGUGAACACAGACCCGUUAAUGUCUAACACACAGGUGAAAUAUUAAGCUUUGGUUGUGCAAUGACUAUCGUUCUGUCCUUUCACACCGAUGCAAGUGGUGUACUAUCCAGUGGACGAAAGCUCGCUAUUUACUAAAGGAAAAAUAAAACUACUGCUAGUUAUUUAUUGUUUAAAAGAAGAAGAAAAGAAAAAAAGAAACACUUUGGUGUGUUGUUAUGGCUUCUAAAUGUUUUUUACUCGUUUCUGAAUGGAAAUUGCUUCAGUCAUCUAUAACUGAGAUUGAAUAAUGUUUCCAAAAUGGUGCACUUUUGUGGGAAUGCCUGUUAUGUGCAGUGUGACGUGUUGCAGAAUUCUAUGCAUGGAGUCUGUUAAAGCAUCAAAACACGUAACUGGUAUCCUGUUAUUAAGGGCUAAUGUAGAAGUAUUUCAAACCGCACCGUUAUGCUCUUUAGAUCACGCUGAGUCGACACUUUUCCUGAAAAGCUCCUUGUUGGCCCGGGCCGCGGACUGAAAGGUCGUAAACAACCACCGGUUUAUGGAGGUUUCGUUAGCCUUCGGAGGCGGGGUUUUCCCAGUUGGCCAGUCGACUGUGAUAAAAGACACGUACGGCUCCAGCACUUUGAAAUCAAUUGCCAAAUGCUAUUUGAUUGAAAUAGAUUGGCACACAGACAUAAUGUCAUAAUGAGCGACACGCCCUUUGUAUUCAUAUAUACAGCAGCAAUCUGCUUACGUGACACCCCGAUGGGUGUCAGAGUGUCUUUAAAAGAUAAUGUCAACCUUUACUUCACAAUUACAGUAUGAGAUAAUGACCACACGCAGCUCUCUAUGAUUAGUUCUCACUGCUGAGACAAUCUUAACACUGAUGCUUUUUUUUGGGAGGGAGGGGGGGGGGGGGGGGGGGGGGGGUGUCUUUUUCUUUUUUUUAAAGAUUGCGGUGGACCUUGAGAUGACACGCUAUUGUCGGUAGAGGCUCAUGCUGAUCCCAUCUGCAUGGAAAUGGACGACCUUUCAUCGUGCGUCUUUGGAAAUUAAAGAUGAAUCUUUGUGGAACCUU
Messenger RNA from Cyclopterus lumpus (lumpfish), 2081 nucleotides. Its product is annotated as calcium/calmodulin-dependent protein kinase II inhibitor 1. The transcript has 3 exons. Lineage: Eukaryota; Metazoa; Chordata; Actinopteri; Perciformes; Cyclopteridae. The record is from RefSeq and is a predicted model, not a curated record. The coding region runs from base 338 to 604 and encodes 88 amino acids.